This is a messenger RNA of Theileria parva strain Muguga, 1345 nucleotides long. RefSeq lists its product as uncharacterized. The record is from RefSeq and is a predicted model, not a curated record. The transcript has 11 exons. NCBI's taxonomy places the organism in Eukaryota, Apicomplexa, Aconoidasida, Piroplasmida, Theileriidae. The coding region runs from base 95 to 1126 and encodes 343 amino acids.
UUUAUUUCAUAAUAAGUAUUUACCAAUUUAGUUUAAAAGAAUUUGAGAGUAUGUUGAUUUAUUUAACUUUCGAAUAUAAUUUGCCUUUGAUCUUAUGUCUCGGUAUUAUGUUAAGCCACUGUCAAUCCUGGCAUCAAACAAGAUGCAUCUGGUUCCAAAAAUGACUCCAUUAAGAUUAAUCGAGACAAUGGAAGAUAUUUCAUCAUGGAAGGAAAAGAAUUGUGAUUCAGCGGUUAAAUUGUUUGCAAGCUGUUCUGCAAGACUAGUUUCUUUGCUUCCAGAGUUAAAAGUAUCUGAAAUUUCAAGAAUACUUUUCACGUAUAACAAAGCAGGUAUUGAAUACAAAUUUAUUAUCCCAAUGAUUAAAAAUUUUAUUCUACAACACUCAAAUUUAUCUGAUGCAGAGGAAUAUCCUUUUUAUAAGUGCUGUGUAAAUGACCUCUUACUUCUUUACAAGGGAUUUGAAAUAAAUCGAGUAUUUGAUUAUAAAAUACACAACCUAAUAAUUGAACAUAUUGUUAUACAGAAAAAAUAUAUGACGAACACAGACAUUUCCUUGUUCCUGAAAUCGCACUUCAACUACCUCGAAUAUAACAAGCAUAAGGAAGAUUCACUAACACAUUACCUUCACCCCGAAUUAUUAAAUGAAGUUAUACAUAUUUGGUUGAAUUCACCUUUCACCUGUACUCCAGAAGACGUCACUUCCUUCAUCAAAAACCUUGUUUUCAUUUUUGAAUUUUAUGAAAUUAAAACUGAAACGGUUACUUUGUUAAGCCAAUUCUUAUAUAAAUUAUCAAACGACGCCGUUAAAUUUAAUAUCAACCAGAUAUUGAGGAUUAUUUUGUCGAUUUGUAAACUAGUUAAAAGAGAACCGAAUGUAUGUGAACAAUUCAAUGAUGCUUGUACUAAUAUAAUAACAUCACUGCUAGAGGAGGCAAAUAGGAGAAACGAUAUUAUGACAUUCAGUGAAUGUUUGGAAUUGCUUCAUCAUUUAAAUGAAAUAAAAUACUGGAACAUGAAUUUAAUGAAAGGAAUGUUAUAUUGCAAAACAAAUGGAGUAAGAGAAAUAGAAGAUUCAAAGGUUUAUGAAAUCAUAUAUGGAAAAAUAAAUGAGCAUCCAAAAUAAAUAACUUGAAAAAUAGAUAAGGUGUGCAAUAAAUAAAAUACUUAAAAGGAAGUGUUGAUAAAUCUUUGGAAGUAUGUUAAUCCAAGCCAAUAUCAAAUUUUAUAUAAAAAAUUAAUUUGUGUGUUAAUGAAGGUUAUUGAAAAAAUGUGAUUUUCUGAGGAUUCUAUCAAGUGUGGCACAGUAUCUUCUUUUUCAAUAAAUUAAUAUUAUUUUAUAUUA